AUGUCUUCCAAAUCUCCGAGAGGCUCAUUCUCGGUUGCGUCUUCGUCUGAUGAAGUGGCCAAGGAUUUCGAAGAGUCUUUGAGAGACCUGCAGUCCAACAACCGAUACGAGAUCAGCAACCUCACGGUCAUCGCGAAGGAGAAUACAGAACAUGCACAAGCUAUCUCGCGGGCGCUUGAAGGCCAUAUCAAGACGACUUCGCCCACUCGCAAGCUGCCAGCACUUUUCCUCCUGGACAGUAUCGUCAAGAAUGUCGGCACGCCUUACACGGUGUAUCUUGGCCGGAACCUCUACAGCACAUUCAUGGAUGCAUAUACACUGGUGGAUGGCGCGACUCGGCGGCAUAUGGAGGGCAUGCUAAAAACAUGGAAGGAGCCAGUGCCCGGAUCAAUAGAUCCACGUCCUGUCUUCCCGCUCGACACUGUUCGUCCGAUCGACAAUGCACUUAAUAGAGCAAAGGCUGCCGUUCAGCAGCGGCAGGGAAUGCCACAAAUGCCGUUUCGAGCUAUGGCCACACCUCCACAGCACAACGGCCAGUAUCCGACGCCUCCUCCUCACGGAUUCCCUCCACAUCACGCAAACGACAUCGAUGCCGUUAAGCGUGACAUCGACGGCCUUGUCCCACGAUUCCAGUAUCAGCUAGCCACUCGUCCUGGUGAUGAUGGACUCCAGAAGCAGCUUGGUGCUCUGCAGGCCUUGCGUACUCUCCUAGAUACGCAACGAGUCAGCCCGCCGGAACUGCAGGAAAUCAAGAAUCAGGUGUCGCGACUUUCACCUGGCUCAUACCCACCUCCGCAAGCAACUCCACAGCCGCCUGUGCCUACACCGCAAUGGCAACCUCCAGUUCCGAUCCCACAGCCUUACCAACAGCCACCAGUGCCAUUUCCUGCUGCAACACCACAACCUCCUCAGCAGCCCGCCCCACCAAACUUGACGCCAACUGCACUGAAUGGACUGCAAGCACUUCUCGCAAACGUGCCAAAGCCAAGCACGCCGCAAAUGCGGGCUGCUAUGCCAGGCUUUCGCGAUGCCACUCAUUCUCAGCUGAACGCUAUUCAGAACCAUGCCGCAGCACCACCUUUAAAUGACACCGCGGAUCUGUUGUCAUCGCUUGCUAAAGCUGGCCUGAUCAAGCCUGUCCCGCAAGCUACACCCAACGCUCCACUUCCAGCGGCAGUCGCGCCGCCUCCGCCGGAUGCCACAGCUUCCCUUCUGAAGUCGCUCCAAAGCAUACUCCCUCCGAAAUCACAAACUGGAACGCCUACCUUACCUCCGGCUCAGCCCGUACCUGCUGCUGUGCCACCUGUGACCGCUGCAUCGCUGAAAGUCUUCCGGCCCGAACUUGUCUUUGCACUCUAUGACGCCCAGCCGAAUCAGUGCAGCACCUGCGGUCGUCGAUUCCUCGCGACAGAUGAGGGACGAGAGAAGAAGAGUUUACACCUGGAUUGGCAUUUUCGCACGAAUCAACGCAUCGCGGAUCCCAAUCUGAAUCGUGGACAUCACCGGAAUUGGUACGUAGAUGAGAUGGCAUGGAUCACCCAUACUGAAUUUGAUCCGUCAACCACAACAGCCACUACUGCAGACAGUGAAGCGGCGAACAAGGUGCAGAAGGGCCCACAAGACCAAUCUGUGAGAGCUCCUGCGGGUAUGACCAAGAACACAUGCAGUAUCUGCUUUGAGGAGAUGAAAAGCAGUUAUUCGGAGGAUAUGCAAGAUUGGAUCUUCGCGAAUGCAACAUACUACAACGGCAAGAUUGUGCAUGCUACGUGCUUAGCUGAGAUGACGCGCUCUCAAGUACAUGUACCUGCCGUUGGCGGCUCAUUAGCAGCGACGUUCGCAGGUGUCGCCGGUCAGAGGGAGAGAAGUUCAACGCCGGACUCGUUAAAGCGAAAGGCAGAGACGGCAAUGGCAGGACAGGGGAGUCGAAUGAGAUUUGAGUAGGCGAUCUCGUGGAUCUUCGAAAGGGUGGCAUAAUUGCGAUCAAUGCAUCUCGACUGCUAUAGAGAGUCGAGAAGGACAUAGGCGUCCAUAUCUGUACCACUAUUAAACUUUGCUAGCCUUGAGCUUGGCAUUUGUGCAUCCUCG
Molecule: messenger RNA, 2085 nt
Organism: Pseudocercospora fijiensis CIRAD86
Lineage: Eukaryota; Fungi; Ascomycota; Dothideomycetes; Mycosphaerellales; Mycosphaerellaceae
Exons: 3
Coding region: 1-1941 (646 amino acids)
Biological process (GO): termination of RNA polymerase II transcription
Cellular component (GO): cytoplasm; mRNA cleavage factor complex
Molecular function (GO): RNA polymerase II complex binding; mRNA binding
Source: RefSeq, a predicted model, not a curated record